AUGGCCUUGUUGAAACCCAUCGCCCUACAAGUGAGGUUCAACUCUAGCGCCCAGUCGCCCGAACCAGUCCAAAUCCCCAAACCACAAACCAACGACUCCACGGGAGCCAAGCCGAAGGCGCAAUCGCUCUGGAAGGAUAUCCUCAGACUCUUGCGGUUGGCGCGCCCUGAGUAUAAGCUUCUAUUCUACGCAUUGAUGUGCUUGAUUGCAACCUCAGCCACCUCCAUGCUGGUGCCGUUGUUCAUCGGAAAAAUCAUCGACACCACCAAGGACGACGAUGACGACACCUCCGAUCGUCGCAUCAUGGGCCUUGCGCCCGUCCAAUUCUAUUCGUCCAUGUGCGUGCUCUUCGGGCUCGGUGCUUUGGCUAACUUCGGAAGAACGUACUUGUUGAGAACGGUGGGCGAACGGUUCGUUGCCAGAUUGCGUUCGCGGUUGUUCCUGAAGAUCUUGAGCCAGGACUCGUACUUCUUCGACGUGGGUCCCACCAAAACCGGAAUGAAGACCGGAGACUUAAUCUCACGGUUGUCCAGCGAUACCCAGGUGAUAUCCAAGACUUUAAGCGGAAACGUCAGCGACGGUGCCAGGUCCUUGAUCAGCGGUUUGGUAGGAUUGUCCAUGAUGUGUUUUGUCUCUUGGAAAUUGACUCUUUGUAUGAGUUUGUUGUUCCCCCCUCUUAUCGUCAUGUCUUCGGUAUACGGAAGAAAAAUAAAGGUUUUGUCCAGACAGGUCCAGGAAAACUUAGGUCUAAUGACAAAGGUCACCGAGGAGAAGUUGAACGGCUUAAAAACCAUCCAAAGUUUCGCCAAGCAGAGAUCGGUGGUUCAUGAUUAUAAUCACGAAAUCAAAAAGAUCUUUGACACCUCGUUGCGAGAAGGUAAACUCAGUGGAAUCUACUAUGGGAUUAACGGAUUGCUAGGAAAUGUGUCUAUGAUCGGUCUCUUGAUUGUGGGGACACAACUCAUCGGGAAUGGAGAGUUGACUAUCGGAGAGCUUUCCAGUUUCAUGAUGUAUGCCAUCUAUACCGGCUCCUCGGUGUUCGGGUUGGGAAACUUCUACACCGAGUUGAUGAAGGGUAUUGGUGCCGCUGAACGGAUAUUCGAGUUGAUCGAGCUGAAGCCAAGCAUAGCCACCAGCAUUGGAAAGAAGGUCGACAAUAUUUAUGGAGACAUCAAGUUUAAGAAUAUCAAGUUCAACUAUCCAUCCAGAAAGGAUUCAGUUAUAUUUCGCGAUUUGAACUUGACCAUUAAACUCGAUGAAAACGUCUGUUUCGUGGGGCCCUCUGGCAGUGGUAAGUCCACCAUCCUGCAGUUGCUCUUGAGAUUUUAUGAUCCGCUACAAGGAGAAGUCACUAUCAAUGAUCAUAACAUCAAAGACUUAAACCUCAACUAUUACCGUUCCAAACUUGGGUACGUACAGCAAGAACCGUUCUUGUUCAGUGGGACUAUCCGGGAAAACCUUGUUUUUGGCAAGGAAGAUGCCACCGAAGAGGAGAUUGAAGAGGCGCUUCGAUUGAGUAAUUCGCAAGGAUUCAUUGAUGCAUUGCCUGAUGGAAUCGACACCGUGAUCGGGCCCUCCAACAGUACUCAGCUUAGUGGAGGUCAAAAGCAAAGAAUCUCUUUGGCACGUACAUUGAUCUGUAAGCCCAAGGUGUUACUUUUAGACGAGGCUACAUCUGCUCUCGACUCAAUCAGUGAGGAGAUAGUAAUGAGAAACUUGAAUCGUUUGAAUAGGGAACAGGGCGUGGCCAUCAUUUCAAUUGCCCAUCGGUUGUCAACCAUCAAAAACAGUGACCGGAUAGUGGUGCUAGAUUCUGCGGGCGAGGUGCUCGAAGAUGGUAGUUUCACUGCUCUCUACAACAACUCGAACAGUGCCCUCAACAAGUUGUUGAAGAAUCAUAAUCUAGAAUAA
This is a messenger RNA of Suhomyces tanzawaensis NRRL Y-17324, 1911 nucleotides long. RefSeq names its product ATP-binding cassette permease (gene MDL1). Gene Ontology annotation, cellular component: membrane. Gene Ontology annotation, molecular function: ABC-type oligopeptide transporter activity; ATP hydrolysis activity; ATP binding. Lineage: Eukaryota; Fungi; Ascomycota; Pichiomycetes; Serinales; Debaryomycetaceae. The coding region runs from base 1 to 1911 and encodes 636 amino acids. The transcript has a single exon. The record is from RefSeq and is a predicted model, not a curated record. Gene Ontology annotation, biological process: transmembrane transport.